UCUUCUCUGAUUCCAUGGCCUGUUUCUUGAGCUGUGUCCGGUUCGGUGACUCGGUCAGGAAGACGACGACGGCCGAGCCAGUGGGCCGAGUUGGGUGUGUUGAUUCGGGUGUGAAGAGUUACAGUUGGGAGGAAAUUGAAUCAUUGACAUCGAAUUUUGUCCGGUUGAUCGGUUCGGGUGGAUACAGCAGCGUUUACAUGUCUCGUUUGCCUGGUUCGGACAAAGCGGCUCUCAAGGUUCAUGUCGGAAGCCAUCGGCUCUAUCAGGUUUUCAGAGUGGAGCUCGGUGUCUUGCUUCGACUUCAUCAUCCCAACAUUGUCAAGCUCCUUGGUUACUUUGAUGAUUCGGAAGAAAACGGCGCUCUUCUGCUCGAAUACCUUCCUAAUGGAAACCUCCAAGAAAAGCUCAGCUGCAACAGUAAACAAGUCUUGCCAUGGAGAAACCGAACCUCCAUUGCUUUUCAGCUGGCUCAAGCUAUAGAACACAUGCACGAAAAAUGCAGCCCGCCAAUCGUGCACGGUGAUAUCAAGUCCUCGAACAUCCUUUUAGACGAACGCUUCAACUGCAAGCUCUGCGAUUUCGGGUCAGCCAAAGUCGGGUUUUCGUCAAUGGUUCAGCCUCCUCCUCCAACAAUGUCACCGAGGUCUAAACAAGUUAUGAUGAUUGGUUCUCCAGGUUAUACAGACCCACAUUACUUGAGAACCGGGGUUGCAUCGAAGAAAAUGGAUAUGUAUGGGUUCGGGGUGGUGGUUCUUGAGUUGGUGUCGGGAAACGAAGCCUUUUGUGCGGAGAAAGGACUCAUGUUGGUGCAUAAGGCCAGGCCGUUGAUUCAUGAGAUUCUUGAUUUGGGUUCGGACAUUGCAGAAGAGAAGGUGAAAGAGUUCUUGGAUCCGAGGUUGUCAAGAGACAGUCUUGACAUUGAAGAGGUUAAGGCAAUGCUCGUUGUGGCCGCCUUGUGUCUUCAUAGUUCACCUUCUCUCAGGCCUUCGGCUUCUCAAGUGGUGAAGAAUCUUGUCAGGAACGUCCCUUCUCUCUCGUUCCUCGGUUGUGGUAAGGAGGUAAAAGAUGCAUAAUCGAUGGGUUGAUG
Tarenaya hassleriana is the source of this 1087-nucleotide messenger RNA. RefSeq names its product probable receptor-like protein kinase At4g10390. The record is from RefSeq and is a predicted model, not a curated record. Gene Ontology annotation, cellular component: plasma membrane. Bases 15 to 1073 code for a protein of 352 amino acids. Gene Ontology annotation, biological process: protein phosphorylation. The transcript has 2 exons. NCBI's taxonomy places the organism in Eukaryota, Viridiplantae, Streptophyta, Magnoliopsida, Brassicales, Cleomaceae. Gene Ontology annotation, molecular function: protein kinase activity; ATP binding.